GCUAUGUAUAGCUUCCUAGUUCUUAUGGCAAUUUAUGUUAACCAUCACUUCCUUCUUCACAUUCUUCUUAUCUUUGAAAGUAAAUAGCUUGGUCUAGAAGACAAUGGAAAAUUCUUCCUCAAAUUCCUUCAACCAUGGUUGGACUUAUGAUGUGUUUAUAAGUUUCUACGGCGAUGACACUCGUUACAGUUUCACAGGAUACCUUUAUAAUACCUUGUGCCAAAAGGGAAUCAACACUUUCAAAGAUGACAUCAAACUUAAGAAAGGAGAAGAGAUUUCAACAGAUCUUCUCCAAGCAAUUGAUGAAUCUAGGAUUGCUAUCAUUGUUUGUUCAGAAAACUAUGCAUCCUCACCUUGGUGUCUUGAUGAACUUGUCAAGAUCAUGGAGUGUAAGGAAGAAAAGGGACAAUUGGUUUGUAUAGUUUUCUUCUAUGUUGAUCCUUCAAAUGUAAGGCAUCAAAGGAAAAGUUUUGCAAGGUCAAUGGCUAAGCAUGAAGAAAAUCCCAAAAUUAGUGAAGAAAAAAUAAGUAAAUGGAGAAGUGCACUCUCAAAAGCAGCAAAUUUAUCAGGAUGGCAUUUCAAACAUGGGUAUGAAUAUGAAUUAAUUCAAGAGAUCACAGAAGAAAUGUCUAGGAAAUUAAAUCUUACCCCUUUACACAUAGCUGAUCAUCCAGUUGGAUUGAAUUACAAAAUUUCACAAAUAAUGUCACUUCUAGAAAACAAGUCUAAUGAUGAUGAUGAUGUUGAUGUUUGCAUGGUUGGAAUUUGUGGAAUUGGUGGCAUUGGUAAAACAACACUGGCUAGAGCAGUAUAUAACUCAAUGUCUAGAAAAUUUGAUAGUUCAAGUUUUGUUGUUGAUGUAAGAGAGAAUUCAAUGAAACAUGGUCUAGUACACUUGCAAGAGACCCUUUUGCUUCAUUUGCUAUUUGAAAAUAUCAAAUUGGAUGAUGUGAGCAAAGGAAUUCCUAUAAUAAAAAGACGGCUUCGCAACAAAAAGGUACUUCUGAUUCUCGAUGACGUCGAUAAUCUUCAACAGUUAAGAUCAUUGGUCGGAAGACGUGAUUGGUUUGGUUUUGGAAGUAAGAUCAUCAUAACAACAAGAGAUAAACAUUUGCUAGCUGCUCAUGGAGUUAAAAAGUUAUAUGAAGUGAAAGAACUGAAUGAUCAUGAAUCUCUAGAACUGUUUAGUAUGAAUGCUUUUAGAAAAAAUGUACCUGAUGCAAGUUAUGGGGAGAUAGUAAAAUGUGUAGUGCAAUAUGCAAAAGGCCAUCCAUUAGCUUUGAAUGUAAUAGGUUCAGAUUUAUUUGGCAAAACAGUUGAAGAAUGGAAAAGUGCAUUGAAUAAAUAUGAAACAAUUCCAAACAAGGAGAUUCUGAAUGUCCUUAAAGUAAGCUAUGACAAUUUGGAUGAUAAUGAAAAGGAAAUUUUCCUUGACAUUGCUUGUUUCUUCAAAGGAUAUCCGAAGGCCGAUGUAGAAAAGACACUAGAUGCAAGUCGCUUUUAUUCGAAGUAUGGCAUUGGAGUACUUGUUGACAAAUCUCUUGUAACAAUCAGUGAAUCCAAUUCAGUAAAGAUGCAUGAUCUUAUAGAAGACCUAGGUAAAGACAUUGCUCGAAAGGAGUCGCCGUUUGAUCCGAGCAAACGAAGAAGAUUAUGGCAUCAUGAGGAUGUUCUUGAAGUCUUGACAGAAAAUAUGGGGACUGAUACAAUUGAAGGCAUUGUAUUGGACAUGCCUAACCUAAAACAAGAAGUUCAGUUAAAAGCCAACACCUUUGAUGAUAUGAAAAGGCUUAGAAUCCUGAUAGUUAGGAAUGGACAAGUUUCUGGAGCCCCUCAAAAUCUUCCAAAUAAUUUGAGAUUGCUUGAAUGGAACAAAUAUCCUUUAACAUCUCUACCUGAUAGUUUUCAUCCAAAGACACUUGUUGUACUAAACUUGCCAAAGAGUCAUAUUACAAUGGACGAGCCAUUUAAGAAGUUUGAGCACUUAACUUUUAUGAACUUCAGUGAUUGUGACUCUCUAACAAAACUACCUGAUGUAUCUGCAACCCCAAAUCUAACAAGAAUUCUUGUUAAUAAUUGUGAAAACUUGGUUGACAUUCAUGAAUCUAUUGGAGAUCUUGACAAACUAGUCACAUUGAGUACUGAAGGAUGCCCUAAUCUCAAGAGUUUUCCGCGUGGCCUGAGAUCAAAAUAUCUCGAAUACCUUAAUCUUAGAAAGUGUUCUAGCAUUGAUAAUUUCCCAGAUGUAUUGGCAAAAGUGGAAAAUAUGAAAAAUAUUGACAUAGGAGGGACAGCCAUAAAAAAAUUUCCAAGUUCAAUUGAAAACUUCAAAGGUCUUGAAGAAUUAGUAUUGACAUCAUGCUCCAAUGUUGAGGAUCUACCUAGUAACACAGAUAUGUUUCAAAACAUUGACGAGCUUAAUGUGGAAGGAUGUCCCCAACUUCCAAAACUUCUAUGGAAGUCAUUGGAAAACAGAACUACUGACUGGCUUCCAAAGUUAAGUAAUCUAAGUCUCAAAAAUUGCAAUCUAUCAGAUGAAGAUCUUGAGUUAAUUCUCAAAUGUUUUCUACAAUUAAAGUGGUUGAUCCUAUCAGAUAACAAUUUCUUGACCAUUCCUGUGUGCAUUAAAGACCUUUCUCAUCUCUUGCUUCUUAACAUAGAAAACUGCAAGCAUCUUAGAGAUAUUUCAGUGCUUCCACCAUAUUUGCAAUAUAUAGAUGCAAGGAUGUGUAUGGCUUUGACUCCUCAUUCAUCAGAAGUAUUACUGAGCCAGGCAUUUCAGGAGGUUGAGUACAUAGACAUAGUUGUUCCAAGGACAAAAAUUCCAAGUUGGUUUGAUCAUUGUAAUAAAGGAGAGUCUAUCUCCUUUUGGAUUCGUAAAAGUUUCCCCGCAAUUGCUCUACUUUUUCUUUUAAGUGGAGAUGAUGAAAGGAAAACCAAUUAUUCAUGUGAAUUUUGCAUACUAAUCAAUGGCCUACAAAUAUUCCAAGGAAAAAGUGAGUGGCCCGUUGGUCAUGUAUGGCUUUUUGAUUUGAGAAUUCACCUCACCGCAAGCGAGUGGCAUGGCUUCAAUGAACAUAUAACAUCUGGUUGGAAUCGGGUGGAGAUUUCAUGUUCAGUCAUUGAUGAGUCAAAAAGUGUGACUAUUAAAUGUUGUGGAAUUCAUCUAUACAAAGAUAGGAUGAAUAUCGACCAUGUCUCCUUCAUAAGUCCUGAUCUUCAUGGCUCAAAUAUGGUCCGUGAAAAUGAUAAUUUGGAUAUCUAUGAUGAAGUAAGUGAAGAUGUUGUUUUUACUUCAAUAUUAGCUGAAUAUUCCAACAAGACUAUAUUAGAAAUCAUGACUGAUCUUCAAUCCAACAAGAGAAAAGAUGACAAUCGAUAUGAUUAUGAUGAGGAGUUGGAACCAGACAGUGACAUUGACAGCCAGUACAUGGAAGAGGAACAAGAUUCAGCUUCCCUUAAUCGUCAAAUCCAAGAAAUAUUUGAACUUGUGAAUAAAGACAAAGGAAAAGAGACCAAUUCAAGUAAAAUCUUACAUGAUCCUUCAACUGAAACACAUGAAGAAUUCCUUGUGAAAAGUGUCCAUAACAAUGAGCCAACACUUGCACAAAAAUCAAAGUUGAAUGAGAUUGAAAAUUUUGCACCAGAAUCAAGCACCGUUGCAUCAACAAGCAGAGACAAGGGAACACAAUUAGUUGAUAAAAUCACUUUUGUUGAACAAAUCAAUGUUGAUUCAAUAAAUAGUAAAAACCUUACCCUAAAUGCAGAAUCCUACAUAAACAUUGUUGAGUCUACCACAAAUGAAGACAACAUGGAAUCAUUUUAUGCUUCACUUGAAGCAGAAACAAAUUCUCCUUUACAUGUUCAAUACAACCAACCCAACAAUGAAACUGUGAGAAUUAGACCUAGUGAAGAAACUGUGAAAACAUUGCAAAUUCUAGAAGACCUUGUCACAAAAAAAUUCUCUCUUUUGUUGCAUCCAGGACGCUCGGGAUUGAUGAAAGAUAUUCUAAAAUAUCUCCUCACUUUAACGCCAGACGAAGGAUUGUCCCUAAAAACAAAAUCAGUAAUACUGCAACUUUCACAUAGUUUUGCUCAGUGGAGUUUGGAUUACAACAAUGCAAUCCUUAAACUUGAGUCAGCAACUAUAAAUUUAACAAAAGCCGAAAAAGUGAAGGAUUAUCUUGAAGCUAAUGUUAAAGACUUCAGAGAAAUGGACAUGGUGGAGAAAUGUUUGUCAAAUCAGUUAGCUAGCUUGCAGGAAGAGAAGAGAGAACUUGAAGAGAAAAUCAAUGCCAUAAAAUCUGAGAUUGCAGAUUUUAGAGCACAGAGAGAAAUGGUUGAAAAGAGAAAGACAGAAUUGUUUUGUAAAGGAAAAGAGAUGAGAGUCGAAAGGGAUGAUUUGAGGAAUCAAGUUCCAAGAUUAAAAGCUGAGAAGGAAUUGGCAAAGAUAACACAAGAUAAUAUUGAAGAAGAGUGGUCAAAGCUUGGAGAACAAUUCAUUGGAAGCACCAAUUUUGAAGAGUGGAGAACAUAAUAUAAGCUAUAUAAAGAAAAAUUUCCUUUUCAUUCUCCUCUAAACCAUCAAAACUUAUUCCAAGUAUAUCCUGAACUUUCCUAUUAGGAGUUCUCUUGUAUUUAUCCAAUGCAGAUUCCCACUGAUGAAUACUUCUACCGCACAAAUCAGAACCUGAAAUAGUCAAAGCCAAUGUGAGACCUUCUGUGUAACAAACAGCGCGGUUCGAAAUAUCCAAAUAAGUAUCCUUAGGUUCCAUUCUUUUAAAUGCAUUCCAGCUAAAUAACUGAAGAGAUUCGAUAUGAUUCAACUUUUUCCAUUCCUUUCUCUCCAAGUAUCUCAAACAGAAGUCUCUCUUGGAGUUUGACUAGGCCAACCCUAUGACUUGCAUUUUCUCUAACAUUUGCAAGAAAACUCGCAUAUCGAAAUUGACUAUAUAUUGUGUUGUAUACAGCUUUAGCAAUGGUUUUUUUUUUUUUUUUUGAAGAAGCUAAAUUCUCGAAUCCUUAAUCCUUCAUCAUCUAUGAAAGUGUUGAUUCCCCAUUGAUCAAGAGCAUUGUAAAGAUGUCCGGUAAAAGUUUUCGCGUGUAUCUUCGACUCUAAAGCUUAAGAAAACAUGGUAAACAUAUCCUUGGUUGAAAGAAGAUGAGGAAGCAGCCAUGUGGUGUUUGUCAGUUUAUCUCAGAUCAAUGUUAUCAAUCACAGAUUGCAAAAAAUAACGAUUUGUUCAAAUUCUGUUAGUCCAUAUAUGAUAACACCGGCUUAGAAUCAAUUCUGAAUUUCUUAUA
Messenger RNA from Medicago truncatula (barrel medic), 5304 nucleotides. Its product is annotated as TMV resistance protein N. The record is from RefSeq and is a predicted model, not a curated record. Bases 104 to 4537 code for a protein of 1477 amino acids. Gene Ontology annotation, molecular function: ADP binding; ATP hydrolysis activity. Gene Ontology annotation, biological process: signal transduction; defense response. Lineage: Eukaryota; Viridiplantae; Streptophyta; Magnoliopsida; Fabales; Fabaceae. The transcript is spliced from 7 exons.